Molecule: messenger RNA, 528 nt
Organism: Dovyalis caffra
Lineage: Eukaryota; Viridiplantae; Streptophyta; Magnoliopsida; Malpighiales; Salicaceae
Source: the annotation of a GenBank genome assembly
AUGAAAGCUACACUGAUCCAUGAGGGCUUAAGCAGUACGGAUCGAGAAGUUUUCACACUGUUAUUCGGAUCUGGGAAGAUUCAAGUUUGUGCUGGUCAACCUGUUGUAGAUGACUCUGCUACAUGUGUCAUCCUCUGCCACGCACCUCGUAAAGAAUAUUACAAAACGUUUCUAUGUGAAGCGUUCCCAGUUGAAAGCCAUUUUCAGUUCUUUCUACUUGAGUAUUUGAAUUCAGAAGUUGCUGCUCAAGUCAUUACAAACAAGCAGGACGCUGUGGAUUACCUCACCUGGACAUUCAUGUACAGGAGGCUCACUCAAAAUCCAAACUAUUAUAACCUUCAAGGAGUUUGUCCCGGGCAUCUAUCUGACCAUCUUUCGGAGCUUGUGGAUAAUACAUUGAGUGAUUUGGAAGCAAGUGGAUGCAUCUUUACUGAGGACGACAUGAAUCUUAGAGUUUCCAACCUUGGUACGAUAGCUGCAUGUUAUCAUCUCAGUUGCACGACCAUAGAACAGUUUAAUUCUUCUUGA